AUGGACACGGAGGCUGCCCUGCCAGGGCUCUGUACCUCACUGAGUGUAUGUGAAGUUGGGGACGUGGGCCUGCGGGAGAGAGAGCUGGAUGUGGUGAGCUGCCAUGUGGUGGGUGACACCCUUCAGUUCUUGGUCAGCGCCAGGCCUGCCUCAGCCGCAGGCUCAGAACACCAGCUGUACGAUGUGCAGCUCACCCCACUUCAUUUACAGCUGGAGUUCCACGUGAAAGAAAAAAGACAGGACAUCCAGAUUAGAUGGUCCUUCAUCCAUGUGCCAGAAACCGCCAUCAAGGUCCAGCCCCGAGCACUGGUGGAGGCCCAGGGCGCUGAGACAACUGUAAUAUCUGACACUCUCCAGGACAUCUUGAAGCACCUGGUUAGUUCUGCCUCUCCGUCGGUGGUUCUGAGCACCAGACCUGUGGAUGUAAAGGAAGCUCAGAAUCUACAGCGCACUUCAUCUACUGCUCAGGAAUCCUGCCCGCCGAAACCUCCAAGGGCUCAUGAACGAAAACUCCAGGUGAAGAACAUCCGAGUCUCUCUGCUCAGCAAUCCUGGUGCUUUAGGCAGCAUUAAUCCAGUGUGCACCGCCCAGCUGAACGAUCCUGCUCAGAGCUUCACCAGCACCCUAGCAAAAAACACUACUGAUCUCACCUGGGAAGAAGAAUUCACCUUUGAGCUGAGUGCCAAGUCCAAAGAGUUGCACCUGCGGAUCUCAGAGGACGGGCAGUCCUCGGAAGGUCUGUUGGCGAUGACAUUGGUUCCACUGGACUUGUUUAGGAAGCAGCCUUCUGGCCCACAGAGCUUCACGCUGACCAGUGGACCCACCUCCAGCAGCUCGGUUCUGGGCUCAGUCACUGCAGAGUUUUCUUACAUAGAGCCUGGUGAGUUGAAGUCCUGGCCAGCCCCUCCCCCUGUUCCUGCUGCAAAGAUAGAAAGGGACCGCACCGUGAUGCCAUGUGGGACCGUGGUCACUACUGUCACUGCUGUGAAGACCAAGCCUCGCUUUGAUGUGGGGAGGGCGUCCCCGCUGAGCUCAGCAGAGUCUCCUGUGAAGACACCUGUCAAGGUGAAGGUCAUUGAGAAGGAUAUCUCUGUCCAGGCCAUCUCGUGCCACAGUGCGCCUGUCAGCAAAACUCUCUCUUCUUCAGAUACAGAAUUGUUGGUGUUGAACAGCUCAGAUCCAGUGGCUGAAGUCGCUAUUCGACAGCUCAGUGAAUCUUCCAAGCUGAAACUCAAGUCACCACGGAAGAAAAGCACUAUCAUAAUUUCAGGGAUCUCCAAGACCUCACUAUCUCAGGACCACGAAGCUGCCUUCAUGCUGGACUAUGCAGCCUCCAUGGACAGUGCUCACAAGGAGGAUGACCUGCCUGUCCCAUCUGCCCCAUCCCCCCCAGAGGCAGCAGCUUCUGCCCUGCCUGUGGAAGAUGAGCCAGCCUGGGCCCCACCUGUCCUGGAGCCCCAGGAAAAUGAACUGGAUCCCUGGGACCUGGAGAAGGAGUCUCAGGCAGCAGCAUGGAGUGGCCCAGCCCUGCUGGAGGUCGACGUGGACGAGCUGUCAGAGAGCUCCCUGAGUGCGUCGGAGCUGGGCACCAUUAAGAAGCAUAAAGGUACCUAUUCCUGAGCCCAGGGUCUCCCUUGGUGGGCUCCU
Castor canadensis (American beaver) is the source of this 1647-nucleotide messenger RNA. The record is from RefSeq and is a predicted model, not a curated record. Lineage: Eukaryota; Metazoa; Chordata; Mammalia; Rodentia; Castoridae.